Messenger RNA from Adineta steineri, 726 nucleotides. Lineage: Eukaryota; Metazoa; Rotifera; Eurotatoria; Adinetida; Adinetidae. The record is from the annotation of a GenBank genome assembly.
AUGUCUUCAUCAACUAUCUUUCUGCAUGAUUUUCUUGUUCCUAAUGAUGGUUCUCAAGGACCAUUUGAAUUAACAACUGUUCCUUCUCAACGAAUAAAUUUUCGAAGAGAACGAAGUCCAUCUCUUGAAGAUAAUGAAUCAAUUUUUAAAUCUGCACGUACAGAUUAUCAAUCAGAUUUAAUAGCUGAUCCACCUCUUCCUCGUCGUCGUGUUGCUAAAAAGACAACAAUAAGUAAAUCUAUACCAACAAAUAAUAAUAAUAAAACACCAAUAAAUCAACAACGUGCACGUCGAAUAACAGCUGAUGAUACUUAUGAUGAAAUCACUCAUUAUACGCCUCCAUCACGGCAAUCAUCUCAACCAAUCAUGAAUGUUAAUAAUAAUGAAGAAAUUGGUCUAAGUCGAAUACCUGAUCAACCAUUAUUACCAACAUUUAGUGAUAAAGUUCAGCAUGAACUUCUUAUGGGUAAUCCUGAAUUAAUCAUGAAUGAAUUAAUUCGAGAAGCAGCUGAUUUCUAUAUGAAUGUUUAUCCACAAUUAACUCAUGGUGUUGAAUAUAAAAAAAUUGGUAUUGCACUAAUUAAUGAAUAUCCUUGUUUAGCUUGUGAAGAUACAAUUAAUCCUCAUGGUUUAAUAACAUCUCGAUUAUCAGCUCGUAUACGAAAUGUUCGUCGAAAAAUGCGUACAAGAGAACAAAAAUGUCAAAUGCGUGGAACAAUUUAUUAG